Molecule: messenger RNA, 2567 nt
Organism: Strongylocentrotus purpuratus (purple sea urchin)
Lineage: Eukaryota; Metazoa; Echinodermata; Echinoidea; Camarodonta; Strongylocentrotidae
Product: FUN14 domain-containing protein 1
Exons: 5
Coding region: 71-616 (181 amino acids)
Biological process (GO): autophagy of mitochondrion
Cellular component (GO): mitochondrial outer membrane
Source: RefSeq, a predicted model, not a curated record
UGCAACUACCGGUAGAUUGAUUAUGCAAUAGGCCUAGUUAGUCUAAAGACAAUCUUUUUAGACACUGAUAAUGGACAUCGGCUUGAAAAUGGCAACGGCAGUAUCAAAGUCAACCAGCGACAAUGCAGCUGCAACUAAUGAUGCUGAUGACAAUUUUGAAAUCUUGGAGCUUGCAGAGGCUGGCAAGAACUGGCUGGAGAGGGCACUAGAUGGAGAACUCUCAAAAAAAUCAGUUCCUGUUCAACUCGCAAUGGGCGGCACAAGUGGAUGGGUUGCUGGGUAUCUCUUUCAGAAGGUCAGCAAGGCAGCAGCAACAGCAGUAGGAGGUGGAUUCAUGUUGGUAUUAGUAGGACAUCACACAGGUUACCUGAAGGUUAACUGGAAGCAGUUUGAAAAGGAUAUCAGUAAAACUCAGCAAACCGCUGCCAAGGAGGUUGAAAAGAGAUAUCCAGCCAUUCAGAGUACACUCAACAAAGGAAAAGAUUUUUGUCAAGAAGAAUGUGAUGAUCUCCAGUGGUUUCGCAGCAGGAUUCCUCCUUGGGAUGGCUAUGUAACAAAUGAUAUUGAACUAUUCCAAUGGACAAGCCAUCUUUCUUGCGACAGUCACCAGCUUUAAUCCAAAGUGGCAACCAUUUCCAGGAGAGGAGAGCUUUAACACUGUAAUCCUAGAUUCAUGCGGUGGAGAAAUGGAUCUCAAAAUAUGAACAUCAGGGUGUUUGAUUAUUAGGUGGCUAUCCUGUGGAUCAAACUGUGACAAGAAAAAUCUGCACUUCAUAGGCCUCGUUCACACAAGUUUAAGUAAACAGCCGUAAAAAAAAUAAUCUGUGGCUAAGUUGAACCAUUUUACUACCGGCAUGACAGGUUGGGAUGAAAAGAAAUAACUCUGGGUUACUAAACCCUCUAUUCUAUGCAUACUGGUUCUCAUUUAUCCCUGUAUUAGAAUACACAGAGAAGUGAAGCUCACUAUGAUUUAUGUAAUUUUAGUUUGCUUUGCCCUUUUUUUAGGCAGUUUACAAAGUCUUGUGUGAACAGGGCAAUAGCAUAGGCUGUCCGUACACUGACUUGCAUCAUAAACAGGUUCUCAUUGCACCCACCAUCAAAUCAGAUCAAUCUACCGUAUGUUAAUAUGAUUUUGUUUUAAAUUGUAGAUAAUAUGCAUUAUAUGAUUAUUUUCAAAUGAAAUGCCACUGCUGAUGAUACUAUGAUUAAUAGCUACCAUUUGUAAUUUGUGGGUUAUUAGCUUUAAAUUGUGUGCACGUUAAAAGGGUGUCGGGAACGGGAUGUGAAAUGGUUUAGUGUAUAAUAGGGACGCCCCUGCUAAUUGCACCCUUUUGCCUGGCACACAAUGAACUGGUAGAGAUGUACGCAGUACUCAAACUUCUAGAAGUCCAUUUAAUCAUGAGUAUUGGUAUAUUCAUACAUGUAUGCCGAUAUUCUUGAAAGUAGCCCAAGUUAAUAAUCCUGGCUUAGAAUAGGCCACCGAUGUAUGAAAAGCCAAGUGUCAACCCUUUGAAAUGACUGUAAUGAUAUAACAAAAGAAAUAGACCAAUGUAAUUGGUCAUGUGCAAGUACUUCCAUUUGUGUAUUUUUAUUCAUUAUUAGAAUAAGUAAUACAAAAUUGAAAAGUAGCAGUGAAUAAAAAAAAUACUAAACUUGAAGUAUAAGUCUGUAUUUAGAAAUAUAGAAGUAUGGUGAUUUGUACAAGAUUGGAGGGGUAGAUGUUUGGCACUCGAUAAGUCGAUGGACCAAAUCUUUGCUCUUUGAUAGGGUUUAAUUACGUUAAACCUAGCCUCAUGUUAGGGUACUUUCGAGAAUACAGGCCUAUGUGUCUUUGUAGCUUGUACAACAUGAAUGUAAUAAACUGGUCCGCUAUUGCCCCUUGCUUGACCAUUGUACAUAUAUAGUGAAGUGAAAUCCUACUGAAAUCUAUAAUGGAUGCAUUGUUUCCUUGAGUGCUAAACAUAAAAAGAAUCAGUGUUUAUAUUACUUAGAGGUACUUCUUAACCUUUGAAAACAUUGAUCAUUGAAGUACGUGUACUUGAAAUGUUAAACAGUUAUGCUUAAACUGUCAGGAAAAAAAUGUAUGAAAGAUUUAGAUGGUGCACACAGUGUGUGUGGGCAAGUAAUGAAUCCAGGGUAAUAGUAUAUCUGUAAAGCGCUUCUAGAGACAUCGUAGAUAUAUUAAGCGCUAUAUAAUUAUUACCUUUAACUUUGUGUAAUUGAUUCCCUACAGCCAUUUCUCCUUUGAUGUUUUGUACAUGUAGGAUUUGUAGGACUACUCAUGAAAAUCAUGUCUGUAUGUAAUUUUCGUACAACCCCAAUAUAUUAGUUAAGGUCUAGGACUGUAAGUCGACGUAAUUAGUCAAUAGAAUGCAUCUUUUUUGUACAUUUAAGCUAUUCAGUGUUCACAACCUUCAUUAUAAUUUGUUUUGUUUCUUUGCAUCAAAAAAUUCUGUGCAAUCAUUUAUUGUAUUUGUUUCUUUACAAUAUUUGAAUAAUCUUUGAUUUAUUAUUUUUGUGUGGUACAAACAUGUUAAAUACAGAUGAGAAUAAUGUAUGAAACACAA